CUUCAUAUAUAACUUGCAAUGGCUGCUGUUGACGGAGCAAACCGCUUCGCCUUCCUGAACGAGGACGACGCCGCCACUGGCGACGUCACCGCCCCCAAGCCCAAGCCUGCGGUCGCAGCUCCCCGCGCUGCCCCCGUCCAGCAACGCGCCCAGGCUCCCGCCGCCCGCUCCGCCCCCCAGGGCCAGCGUGCUCCCCGCGAGCAGGGUCAACGACCACCGCGCCAGUUCCGUGCUCCCCGCGAGCAGGGCGACUUUGAGCAGCGCCCCGAGGGUGAGCGCCAGGGUGGCGACCGCCCCCGUGGCGAGCGCCGCAACGGUGCCGGCCGUCCCCACCACGAGGGUGGCCGUCCCCCCAAGCGUGAGUUUGACCGCCACUCUGGCUCCGACAAGACCGGCGUCAAGUCCGAGGAGAAGAAGGGCCUGAAGUACAACUGGGGCCGUGAGGACACCCGCGCUCCCCGCCGCGACUUCAACCGUUCGCGCAGCGAGAACGCUGAGAACGCUGAGGCUGCCCCCGCCGCCGCCGCCGCUGAGGGCGAGACCCCCGCUGCCGCCGAGGGUGCUGAGGCUGCCCCCGCCGCCGAGGCUGAGGCUGCCAAGGAGCCCGUUGAGGAGGGCCCCAAGGAGCUGACUCUUGAGGAGUACCGCAAGCAACAGGCCGCCAGCGCCACCAAGUUUGCCCUGCCCAAGGCCCGUGUUGCCGGCGAGAACGUCGACAACAGCCAGUGGAAGAACACCACCACCUACGCCCGCAAGGACGAGGAUGCCAACCACCCGUUCGCCCACAAGGAGGCUGCCCCCGCUGCCGCCGCCUCGACCUCCGAGAAGAAGGCCCCCAAGAAGGAGCACGUCCUCAUCAACCUGACCUUCCCCGAGAUCCAGCGCCCCGACCGUGCUGACCGCGGCGACCGCCCCGACCGUGCCCCCCGUGGCGACCGUCCCGACCGCGCUCCCCGUGGUGACCGCCCUCCUCGCGAUGGCGCCGCUCCCCGCAACGCCCCCCGCGGCAACAGCAGCAGCAGCGGCUCGCGCCAAAAGGCGUUCGAUGUCAACGACCAGUCUGCUUUCCCCUCCCUCGGCGGCAAGUAAGAAGGGUUGUUUCCUCCCUCGGGCAAUGGAACAGGCCCCUUACUUUUCAAGGCUGCCUGUUGGUGGGCUCUGAUGCGCUAGGUGUCAUUGUUCAUUCCCCUCCUGAAAAAAAGAGCGGGGUGGAAAAGUAGAAUUGGCGCAAAACACAAAAAAAGAAGCCGGUUUUCGUCGUGUAUGCAAAGUGGAUUCAGUUACAACUCUCUUUUCUGUUUCUGUUGUUUUUUUCUUACGUCUUGUACUGGUCCCCUUCUUGUUGCUGGCGUUGUCACUUUUUUUCGCGUGUGUGUGUGCUGUUUCUUUUUUUUCCCUUUUGUUUCUCUUCCCUUUUUUUUCUUCUCCCUCUUCUUAUGUUUUGUCUUGUGGUUCUUUGUUGUGUCGCAAUAGUGAUUUUUUGAGAAAUCCAUCUCUGUUCAGCAUUUUAUUUUUUUGUUUUCCUCCAGGGUGAACGGAAGGGAGCGACCUCGCUGGUUAUCUGUCAAACAGCGAAAUAGCGUCUGAAAUUCCCCCCCCCCCACGUCUCUCCAUUGCAACAAAUAAAAAAAAAAA
This is a messenger RNA of Capsaspora owczarzaki ATCC 30864, 1635 nucleotides long. RefSeq lists its product as hypothetical. The record is from RefSeq and is a predicted model, not a curated record. The transcript is spliced from 2 exons. Lineage: Eukaryota; Filasterea; Ministeriida; Capsasporidae. Bases 19 to 1089 code for a protein of 356 amino acids. Gene Ontology annotation, cellular component: cytoplasm; nucleus. Gene Ontology annotation, molecular function: RNA binding.